AUGGGCGGCGGGUGCUCUUCGGGCUGUGGCGGGUGCUCUCCGGUCCUGGAACAUGAGUUGAGGAGGUCUAAUUCGGUGCGGCCUGACCAGCUGCGCGCUCAUGGCGGAGACCAGAGCUUCCGAGUGCUGCAUGACCGCAAGGACUGGCUGACAGUCGUCUUCCUCCGCGACCCUGUAGAGCGAUUCGUCAGCGGCUACCUCGACAAGUGCCGCCCCACCAUAGCACGGGGGGAGCGGCACUGCGAGCCACUUGGCCUGUACAUCAAUGGCACGCACAGCGAGUUCAUGCGCUUGCUGCCCCACGCCCGCAUGCAGCUUGGCUCGUACGUGGAUACAUUCCCACUCACGUGGAACCUGCACUUCUUCCCGCAAUCCCUGUACUGCGACGACCUCGGCAGGAACGCCCAUAAAUACACGUUUCGUGGGGCGCUCAACGCUUCGCUCGCCGAUCAAGUGGGUGCGCUGGGCAGGCUCAUCGACGCACGCGCACUGGCCGCCACGCCUGGUUCCGCGCCAAAGCACGUAGGGCAGGGCGCGGCAGCUGCAUCGUUUAAAACAGACAACGACAGCGGUGAGCACAAGACGGACGCCGCGGCGAGGCUGGCGGGGCUCGUGGCGACAGAGAGCGCGGCACGGCGACUCCUCGAGUACUAUGCGAUAGACUACGUUGAGCUCGGCCUCGAGCUCCCAAGCUUCCUGGUCAAGCUACCGCUGCCCGCGCUAAGCCGCAACACGACGCUCACCUUCUUCCUUCGCGCCAUGCCGCCGUCGGUCACCCUCCCGGCCGCUGAGAGGCACGACGAGCUGAUCGACGCGGCGCUAUACAAGCUCGUCGGCGGGGCGCGGGUCGGCGCCGCCGGCACGCGCUGGGAGCGCGCGUGCAAGCAGGCGCGCCUUCCCGUCAAGAUGGGCGGCAUGGGCCUCACUAGCGCCGUCGACAUCCGCGAGCCGGCGUGGAUUGGCACGUGGGCGCUCGUCGCCGGGCCCAUGCGCCACCUGCAUGCUCCUUUCCGCGACCUCGACGUGAGCAAGGCGCCGGGCUCCGAUUUCGACGAGCUGCGGGCGGCGCAUGACAGGCUCAAGAAGGAGCACGGCGAGAUCGCGGCGACGUGGAAGGAGUGGGACGACAAGACGAAGGCGGAGUACUUUGACCUGGUUGGCGCUGCUGCCCUCGCCGAGUUCACGUCCAAGCACGAGUUCCUACACCAGGCGCAGCGGCGCUUCACGACGGUGGUCCACAACAGGAACUGGCGCGACCUCGCCGAGGAGCUCGCCAAGGAGGGCUCCGCGGGAUCGCGGUCUGCUCCUCGCGGCAAGAAGGGCAAGGCGCGUGCCGAGGGCAGGGAACGGGGUCGGAUAUUUCUUUUUUCAAAGUGCAAGGUGUGA
Molecule: messenger RNA, 1386 nt
Organism: Emiliania huxleyi CCMP1516
Lineage: Eukaryota; Haptophyta; Isochrysidales; Noelaerhabdaceae
Exons: 4
Coding region: 1-1386 (461 amino acids)
Cellular component (GO): membrane
Molecular function (GO): sulfotransferase activity
Source: RefSeq, a predicted model, not a curated record